AUGUUGCGAAUCUGUAGGAAGAUGUUUAUUGGUGGCCUGAACUGGGAGACAACAGACCAGUCGCUCAGGGACUACUUUUCGCAGUUUGGCGAGGUUAUCGAGUGCACAGUCAUGCGCGAUGGCGCCACUGGCCGGUCACGCGGGUUUGGGUUCCUAACCUUCAAGGACCCUAAGACGGUGAACAUCGUCAUGGUUAAGGAGCAUUACUUAGAUGGCAAGAUCAUCGACCCGAAGCGGGCCAUUCCGCGCGACGAGCAAGAGAAGACUUCCAAGAUAUUCGUCGGCGGUGUCAGCCAGGAUACAACGGACCACGAGUUCCGCGAGUAUUUUGCCCAGUUUGGCCGCGUCGUUGACGCCACCCUCAUGAUGGACAAGGACACAGGCCGCCCGCGAGGCUUCGGAUUCGUCACAUUUGAGAGCGAGGCUGGCGUAGAAGCCUGCCUAGCGGCCGACCUGGAGAUCCACGGUAAGCCUAUCGAGGUCAAGAAGGCUCAGCCGCGCGGCAACAUGCGCGAGGAAGAGGAGGCGGCUCGACGCGGAGGAGGAGGAGGAGGAGGGAACGGCGGCAAGUUCGGACGCAAGGGGCAACCAGGUGGCAACGGCAACAGCGCCGCCGAUGACGGCAACGGCGGCAACCAGAACGCCAUGAGCGCCAUGGGUGCCAUGGGCGGUGCAACGGCGGGCAUGACACCGCAGCUCAUGGCACAGUACCUCCAGCGCAUGCAGCAGGCCUUUGCCAUGAUGCAGCAGCAGAUGGCCAUGAACCGCAACAUGAACCCCGCCAUGGUGCAGAUGAUGCAGAUGCAACAGAUGCAACAGAUGAUGGCACAACAGCAAGGCCGCGGCGGUCCGCAAAGCGCCAACGCCAUGGCUAUGAACCCGGCCAUGAUGCAACAGAUGCAGGCCAUGAUGCAGCAAGGCGGUGCCGGCAUGGGCCAGGGCGCCGGCAUGCUACAGGGAGGCAUGGGCCAAGGCGGCAUGGGCCAGGGCGGCAUGAGCCCAGUAAGCCAGGGAGCUGGACCGGGUAACCAAGGCAGCGCCAACCGUCCGGGAUACAACGCGUUCGAGCAGCAACAGUUUGAGCUGCAAAAGUACGACCAGCGCCGCGGCGGCAACCGGGAGCAACAGCAAAACUACAACCAACAAGCCGCAUACAUGGGCGGCGGUGGACCGACUAGCUGGGAGGGUAUGUACGACGACGUCCCGCAGCCCAUCAUGGCGGGCGGUGGAAGCAACUACGGAGGCGGCGGUGGUAGCCAGGGCGGCAGCCAGAGCGGCGGUGGUGGUGGUGGUGGCGGCGGACGCGGCUUCCACAAGAACCGGGGCCACCAGCAGCACUCUCCAAGCCCCGUAGAUCCGGCCAAUGCGCCACCAGCCAACGCACCAACCGGCCCCAAGAACGCCGGCAAGCCCGGUGCCAACUACCGCGGGGGCGGACGUGGCGGAGGCAGCAACCGCGGCUUCCACCCUUAUGCUCGGGGCUAG
Molecule: messenger RNA, 1485 nt
Organism: Lasiosphaeria miniovina
Lineage: Eukaryota; Fungi; Ascomycota; Sordariomycetes; Sordariales; Lasiosphaeriaceae
Exons: 3
Coding region: 1-1485 (494 amino acids)
Cellular component (GO): nucleus
Molecular function (GO): mRNA binding
Source: RefSeq, a predicted model, not a curated record